Molecule: messenger RNA, 2544 nt
Organism: Talaromyces amestolkiae
Lineage: Eukaryota; Fungi; Ascomycota; Eurotiomycetes; Eurotiales; Trichocomaceae
Exons: 5
Coding region: 1-2544 (847 amino acids)
Cellular component (GO): mitochondrion
Molecular function (GO): catalytic activity; FAD binding
Source: RefSeq, a predicted model, not a curated record
AUGUCAGCUCCGCGCAGCGUCGCCGCUGCUCUGCGCAGGACAAGACUGUCGUCUCGUUGUCGAUUUACACCACAGACCAUCAUUGCACCGAUCUCGGUCAACACUGCUCGUUCUUUCAGCAUCACCACCACCAACCGCGCAGAUGCCUCCCGCAAAAUCAAACUGACCGCCGCGUCAUACCCUCAGCUCAAAAGAAACCCUAAUUUCGCCGAGGUCACAAAAGAGCAUGUACAAUACUUCAAAGAGCUUCUCGGCACCGACUCCGCGCUCAUCGAUGGUGUCAAUACCGAUGCUACUGACGACCUAGCUGCCUUCAACAGCGAUUGGAUGCGCAAAUACGGAGGCCAGACACGCCUUGUCCUGAAACCACAGACUACGGAGGAAGUGAGCAAGAUAUUGAAGUACUGCAAUGAGCAUAAAUUGGCUGUUGUGCCUCAGGGCGGCAAUACGGGUUUGGUGGGAGGUUCUGUGCCCGUGUUUGAUGAGAUUGUCAUAAAUACCGCGCGAUUGAAUCAGAUUCGCUCUUUUGAUGAGGAGUCUGGUGUUCUUGUUGCUGAUGCUGGUGUUAUCCUUGAGAUUGCAGAUGCACAUGUCGGUGAAAAGGGAUACCUCUUCCCAUUGGAUCUUGGAGCUAAGGGAUCGUGUCACAUUGGAGGAAACGUUGCAACUAACGCUGGUGGCUUACGUCUUUUGCGUUAUGGAAGUCUCCAUGGAAAUGUUUUGGGGCUGGAAGCUGUCUUGCCGGAUGGAACCAUUAUUGACAGUUUGUCCACUCUCCGUAAGAACAACACAGGCUACGACUUUAAGCAACUAUUCAUCGGUGCCGAGGGAACCAUUGGUAUUAUCACCGGUGUCUCUAUCUUGUGUCCACCCCGUGCCAAGGCUGUUAACGUUGCUUACUUUGGUUUGGAGAGUUUCGACCAAGUCCGAAAGGCAUUCCGUGAAGCUAAGGGCCAACUGUCCGAGAUCCUCUCUGCCUUUGAAUUAAUGGACGGCAGAAGCCAGGCUCUAGUGAAGGAAUCUACCGGCAACAAGGCCCCUCUUGAAGGCGAAUACCCAUUUUACUGUCUGAUUGAGACCAGCGGCUCCAAUGCCGAACAUGACACUGCCAAAUUGGAAUCGUUUCUAGAACACGUCUUGGGAGAAGGCAUCGUCGCCGACGGGGUCCUCGCUCAGGACGAGACACAAAUUCAAUCUCUCUGGCGCUGGCGUGAAGGCAUCACCGAGUCUUUGAGCCAUCUCGGAGGAACUUACAAAUACGACGUCUCCAUCCCACUCCCUGAACUCUACCAGCUCGUCGAGGACACCAAAACUCGUCUCACUGAGAAGGGUCUUGUGGGCGAUGACGACUCCUUUCCCGUCCGCGCUGUAGUCGGAUAUGGCCAUAUGGGAGACUCCAACCUGCACUUGAAUGUGGCCGUACGACAGUACACCAAGGAAGUCGAGGAAGCCAUUGAGCCGUGGGUUUACGAGUGGAUUGCCAAGCGCAACGGCAGUAUCAGCGCAGAGCACGGAUUAGGUGUUGCAAAGAAGGAGUUCAUUGGGUAUAGCCAGAACGACACGAAUAUAAAGCUUAUGAAGCAGUUGAAGGAUUUGUACGACCCGAAAAUGUCUCAUACAGCUCUCAUCACCGGCGCAACCGGCCUACUAGGCCGCGAAGUCACCAAAUCCUUCAAACAGGCGGGAUGGUUAACCGUAGGGCAAGGAUUCAAUCGAGCCGCCCCGCCAACGAUUCUGAAAGCGAAUCUAGAGGAUCCGGCGGAUGUGAAGAGGAUACUUGAUGAAGCCAAACCGCAAGUUGUUGUGCAUUGCGCCGCGAACCGCCAACCAGACGCCUGCGAAAAGAAUCCCGAACAAGCCCGCAAAAUCAACGUCGAGGCAACACGCAUCCUAGCAGAAGGCACAAACGCGCGAGGGAUUUUGCUCAUCUACAUCUCUACAGAUUAUGUUUUUGCCGGCCGCGAAGGCGAAGCACCUUACGAAACUGAUGCAAAGACCAGUCCCACCAAUAUCUAUGGUGAAAUGAAACGGGACGGUGAAGAGGCCGUUCUAGAAGCUACCAAGGAGAGCGGCACGGGUGUCGUCCUGCGCGUCCCCGUGCUGUAUGGACCGACAGAAUACAACGGUGAAAGCGCCGUGAACACGAUCUUGGAUGCCGUCGAAAAGAGUAAAGAUGCCAACGCAAACCUCAAAAUGGAUGAUUGGGCACGCCGGUUUCCGACAAAUACACAAGACGUGGGACGGGUAUGCAACGACAUCGCUGUGCGCUACAUCAAGGAUAAGCACAAUUUGAAAAACUUACCUAAGAUCCUCCAUUUCUCGGCAGAGGAGGAUAUGACCAAGUACGAAAUUGCGCAAAGGUUAGCGAAGAUAUUGGGGGUGGAGAUUCCGGGGAUGGUUGCGAAUAAGGAAGGGAAUGAUCCGAAUGCUGCGGUUCAGAGGCCGUAUAACACGCAUCUGUCGACCAAGGUGUUGAAGGAUGUUGGGAUUAAUGUGCAGGCGAUGAAGUUUGAUGAUUGGUGGAAAGCAUACUUGAAGAAGUAA